GACCGCUGGACUGGUUGGAUUAUAGAUACUAGACAUAAGGAUUUGUGGAGAUGUUGGGUCGUCAAGAAGAUAAAUUAUGUGGAAUUGUCUCUGCUCUGGCGGCUUUGUCCUUCGCAUGCUUUGUUCAAAGCUCCACUGGAAGCACUGGAAUGUCUUUGGCCAAGACCACUGUGGACAAGUUGCUGAAGGGAUAUGACAUCCGUUUAAGGCCUGAUUUUGGAGGUUCUCCAGUCAUUGUUGGGAUGAGCAUCAACAUAGCAAGCAUCGAUUCCAUCUCAGAAGUAAACAUGGACUAUACCAUCACAAUGUAUUUCCAGCAAAGUUGGCGAGAUAAGCGUUUGGCCUAUGGAGAGCUAAACCUCAACUUGACUCUGGAUAAUCGUGUAGCAGAUCAGCUUUGGCUCCCAGACACCUACUUCCUUAAUGACAAGAAGUCCUUUCUUCAUGGGGUGACAGUCAAAAACCGCAUGAUCCGACUACACCCCGACGGCACUGUCUUGUACGGGCUGAGAAUAACCACCACUGCUGCUUGUAUGAUGGACCUGAGAAGGUACCCUCUUGAUGAGCAGAACUGCACUUUGGAAAUUGAAAGCUACGGAUACACCACGGAUGACAUUGUGUUCUUUUGGCAAGGAGGGGACAGUGCUGUGACAGGGGUCGACAAGUUGGAGUUACCUCAAUUCUCCAUUGUGGACAUUCGCUUGGUGUCCAGGGAUGUCAGGUUCAGCACAGGUUCUUAUCCCAGACUUUCGCUGAGUUUCAGGAUUAAGAGGAACAUUGGAUAUUUCAUCUUGCAGACAUAUAUGCCCUCCAUCUUGAUCACCAUUCUUUCUUGGGUCUCUUUCUGGAUCAAUUAUGAUGCCUCUGCAGCUCGGGUGGCCCUGGGUGUGACAACGGUGCUCACCAUGACAACAAUUAACACCCACCUGAGGGAGACUCUCCCAAAGAUCCCCUACGUGAAAGCCAUCGAUGUCUACCUCAUGGGCUGUUUUGUGUUUGUGUUCCUGGCCCUGCUCGAAUAUGCCUUUGUAAAUUACGUGUUCUUUGGCCGGGGCCCGGCGCAACAGAAGCAAAUCAAUGAGAGGCUGAACAAAGUCAACAAUGAGCGCACAAGAUACGAGGAGAAGCGCCUGAGGGAACAGGACUCCAUUUCCGUGCCGUUUCAAACCAACACCUUCAGGUCAUUUACACAGCGAAGAAAUCUGUAUCUCGAGGAACAAAGAAAAGUUGGGGUGGACGCGUACGGCAACAUUCUCCUCUCCACUCUGGAAAUGAACAACGAAGUGAUGCCUUCUGACGUGAGAAGCAGCGUUAGUGACUCUCGGAAUUCCGUCAUGUCCUUCGACAGCUCCGGGGUCCAAUUCAGGAAGCCCAUGGCGCCCCGAGAUGGUUUCAGCCACCACUCGCUGGAUCGGAGCACUAUGCGAAGCCGGGCCAACUGUCGACUACGGCGACGCUCGUCCAAGCUCAAGCUAAAAAUCCCAAACCUGUCAGAUGUAAGCACCAUUGACAAGUGGUCCCGGGUCAUAUUUCCCAUCACUUUUGGAUUCUUCAACCUAAUUUACUGGUUAUACUAUGUGAAUUGAUGUGCAUCCCACUAGGAAUCAUGGGCCAUAUUUCGAGAGCACAUUGGUGAAUUGGCUUUGAUACAGUUCCAAAAUAUGUAUACACAUAUACAGGUUGAACAUAUGUAUAUGCAUAUUUCUAUACAGUAUAUUAUAUUUAUAUAUACACACACACACCAACCCGAAGGACUUUUCUGCUGUACAAAGUAUUAACGGGAUGACUUGAAUGUUUAAAAUUAAUUGCGAGAGAAGAAUUUCAAAGUUCCUUUUUUCCUCCUGAAACGGACAUAUGGACGUAAAGAUCCCAGUGCGGAUUUUUGGAACUAAAAGACUGCAUGAUAUUUUUGCUACAAAAAAAAUGGAAGAAGGAGGAGAAGCCCAUGAUGACGAGAAGAUACCAACAUUGACUUUUUAGUGAUUCUCUACUGCAGCUCAUGAAAUCAGUAGUGGUUGUCUGGGUCCCCCGGGCCAUAUGUAGCCCAUGGAUACCAGGUGCACGGGAAUCUGCGGUUCCACCAUGUACAGCAACCUAAUUUAUUUUUAAUUUCUACAUAUUUUCCGGGAUUCGUAGCGUUCUGUCGAUCAGACAUCGACCGGGAUGUUUGACCCGCCACGUUUGUGCGCCAGAGUCCACGCAAAACUUCUAAAUCCCUUCUCUCGGUCAAGUUAUUUUCAGGUGAUGGGAGGAAGCGUGGUCUAAUGUCUGCUUUGGUUCAAAAACAAGUGCUGAUAAGUGUAGUUUGUCUUGAAAAAUACUGUGAUUUUCAAAGAAUGUCAGAACUUGUUCUAGAGCUAGGGCAUUAUGAGAUAAGAGUCAAAAGGUUUGCAUUACUCAAUUUGACAAAAAAAAAAGCACUAUGUACAUUUUUAUCACUCAGUAUUCUCUAUGUAUUGUUUAUUUCAGUGUUCAUAUCUUUGUGUUUGCGAAAGGAACUGGGGCGGGAGGGCGGCCGGGAAGGGAGUGAUGUAUUGUUUUUUGUGAUUUGUUCGAGCUAAUCCACAGUAAAAAUGUACCAAUUAUGUAUAUUUAAAAGAGUCAGCGUUAUCAGGCCACAGUUUGGUAGUUUUCAUGCUUUGUUUGUGGAGCAUUUCAUCAGUGGGGCGCAAAAGAGAAAAACAAAUUUUAAGCUAAAUUAACAAAAUAUCUGUCACUUGGAGCCAAACAUCGUAAUUGAAAUUAAGAGAACCUGAAUAAUCCAAAAGCAAUAUUGUUUUGUUUCUAGAAAAAUGAAACAAGAAAUUGAAAGAAAUAAAACAGCAAGACGUCCAAUGCAAAUUGCAAAAUUGACAAAAUGUUGGUUCUUACUGGAAUCUGUUUGAGCAAGGAGAUAGGUAAAUAGGACCACUACCUGGAUAAAAGUAUUGGGAGACCUGGCAAAGAUAGCUAAAAAGAUAGAUUUUUUCUAAAAUGCGGCCAUUCACAUACAAUCUAUCUAUUUUGGCGAUUAUCGUUUUUUGAUUACCUUAUUCUGGUCAGAUGAGUGCAACCUGAGCGCCGGAGCAUUCACAUUGAGGACGCAUCGCAUAUAUAUUUGAUUUAUUUCCACAUACAAAAGUGGUCUUGGUCUGAUAUGAAACAUUCUGCAUUUGCACUGUUCACGUUGACAUGAAAAAGACCAAUGCAGGUCGUAUAUGGGCAAAUAAUAGGAACUGAUCUGUAGUGUGAACGAGGUCACGAAGUUAAGUGUUUUCUAAAAUGAUGACUUGUGAGGUGCUUGAGCAAUACACUCCAGCUAGGUGGCGGUAGUGUUCGAAUUUAUCGACAUGGCCAACUCAGA
Entelurus aequoreus (snake pipefish) is the source of this 3343-nucleotide messenger RNA. RefSeq names its product gamma-aminobutyric acid type A receptor subunit beta4 (gene gabrb4). Gene Ontology annotation, biological process: monoatomic ion transmembrane transport; chemical synaptic transmission; signal transduction. Gene Ontology annotation, molecular function: GABA-A receptor activity; neurotransmitter receptor activity; extracellular ligand-gated monoatomic ion channel activity. Gene Ontology annotation, cellular component: neuron projection; synapse; membrane. The transcript has 10 exons. Lineage: Eukaryota; Metazoa; Chordata; Actinopteri; Syngnathiformes; Syngnathidae. The coding region runs from base 51 to 1586 and encodes 511 amino acids. The record is from RefSeq and is a predicted model, not a curated record.